AUGUCCUCCAGGCUUAUGCCUCUUUUUCCGCGAUUAGUCUCAGAUGAGCAAGGUGAGCAGGGUGUAUUCCAGAAGGGUAAGAUUAUUUCUUCCAAUAUUAGUCUAGCCUCGGAGCUGGCAAAUCUUAUGCAUUCCGCUGUGAGGGGUGGAGGCAUGGGAUUGAAAUUGGACGUGCAGAAGGCAUAUGACUCCUUAUCAUGGAAAUUCCUUUUUGCCUCAUUGGUAAAGUUUGGUUUCUCGGACAAAUGGAUCUCUUGGAUCCAGCUUCUUUUAAGCUCUUCCAGGUUAUCUGUUUUAGUGAACGGAGGGCCAGUAGGUUUCUUCCCAGUGGGCAAAGGUCUGAGACAAGGAGAUCCUAUCUCUCCAUUCUCAUUUAUUUUGGCAGAGGAGGUGUUCUGCAGAGGUUUGAAGUUGUUAGUAAGGGAUGGGAAGCUGAAGUCUCUCCCGGGACCUCGAGGUGUGUCCAUUCCCUCUCAUUUAUUUUUCGCAGAUGAUAUAUUUAUUUUUAUGAAUGCUUCUGCAAAAUUUGUGAAGAAUCUCCAAGAUUUCCUAGAAAAAUAUCAAGCUUUUUCAGGGAAAAAUUUCAAUCUGGAUAAAAGUAGCCUGUUUUUUGGGAAGGUGGCACCCCACAGGAAACAAUAUAUUUCUUCUCUGAUAGGUAUAAAAUCAGAGAGGCUUCCGACGAAGUAUCUAGGUGUGGAAAUUUUCAAGGGAAGGGUGAGAGGAUCUCAUCUAUUACCUUUGCUAGAUAAGAUAAAAAGUAAGCUAGCUGGAUGGAAGGGUAAUAUGAAGGUCACAAAGAAAAUAGUGGUGAACUGGGACGAUGUCUGCAAACCAAAACAGGAAGGGGGGUUAGGCAUUCGCAGACUGCGAGAUGUAAAUUUUGCCUGUCUAGCAAAGUUGACUUGCCAGAUUAAGCAUGAGGAGUCCUUUAGAAGAUGGGUCAAAUUAAAUUCUGAUAGCUGCUCGUUGGGCAAUCCGGGAAAAGCAGGUGGGGGAGGUCUUCUACGCAAUGAUAAGGCUGAAGUGUUAUAUAAUUACAAAGAGUUCCUUCAAAUUGGCACAAAUUUUGAGGCGGAAUUCCAGGCUAUUAUCGCAGGAAUUGAAGCUGCAAACCGAUUGGGGGUGCAAAGUUAA
This is a messenger RNA of Macadamia integrifolia, 1137 nucleotides long. RefSeq lists its product as uncharacterized. The transcript is spliced from 3 exons. NCBI's taxonomy places the organism in Eukaryota, Viridiplantae, Streptophyta, Magnoliopsida, Proteales, Proteaceae. Gene Ontology annotation, molecular function: nucleic acid binding; RNA-DNA hybrid ribonuclease activity. The coding region runs from base 1 to 1137 and encodes 378 amino acids. The record is from RefSeq and is a predicted model, not a curated record.